GCUUCCUCGAUGAAUGGUGUGGAAUCAGUUUCCACAGAUGAAGUCUUUCAGGUCAUGUCUGGCUGCUCGUCGCAGGAUCCUGCCGUGCUCCAGGCCUCCAGUGCGCGCUUGAAAGAAUUACUGAACGUUUUUGGUAUAUAUGAGGCCUUGCAUGAAAUCGCCGCCCAAAAGGCUGUACCUCUUCAUAUUCGCCAGCAGGCCAUAAUCCAAUUCAAGAACAGCGCUGCACAACACUGGCGAUCCCGAAAGGUGAUCUCAGACGAGCAAAGAAUAAGCAUUCGAGCGCGCACUUUCACAUUUCUCGACGAGCAGGACGACACUAUCGCCGAAUGCAACGAACAUAUAGUAGCCAAGAUUGCGCGAAUAGACUUUCCCACCAACUGGCGAAACCUCGUCGACGACCUUCUUCAGGGUAUCCAAGCGACAUUUCAAAAGCAUUUCUCCGACCCUGUCAAUGAAAAUGCCCAAGAUACACUACUUCUUCGUCGUAGCCUCAAGCUACUAAGUACGAUCUGCAAAGAGUUCUCGAGCGUUAAAAUGCCGUCUGGUCUCAAGACAAUGGCUAUGAUUGUGAGCAAGUCCCAGAGCAUCCUAGCUGGGCUCUAUUCCUCUUUAAUAUCCACCUAUCUUAAAAACCCGUACCCGGGCAUCAUCUCUCCUCGAACUUGCACGGACCUUUUGCUUGGUCACCUUGUUUUCAAGUCUGUCUCAAGUAUAGCCACUUGGCUGUUCAUGCGCCUCACUUCUGCCAAAAGCGAAAUCGACCCUGUAGCGGCUCUCAAUUGGAUCGCGACCCUCGUCGCAGAGACAUUCGAAGCUCUAAAGCAACUCACGAAAUUGCGCCUUCAGAUUAUUCGGGAUGUUGGUGCCGGGCUCAAGUCGAAUGCAUUUGCUUUACGCUCGGUGCAUGUCUUAACCAAGCAUAUACGUUCUAUCGGCAAAUUCCUUCGGCGUCUCCAAGAACUUUCUGUUCUGCGCUUCUCCGCUCUCCCCUGUUGCCCAGAUCUUGUGGCUUGGUACUGGAGCCAGCAGGCAAAACUUGCUCUUAAAAGAACCCGCUUUAAACCUGACCAGUGUUCAGAUACGACAGAGGCCCCAUAUCCUGUUCGGUUUCUUGUUCAAGGAAUGGUUCUUUUCAAAGAGAAUCUUAGUCAGUGGAAACCAACCCGGAGAGAUGGCGUCGAGAAUGCAAACGCCUUGCCCACAAAUUUCGUCGAAGUCGCCGUGGAGACUCUUAUCCGGCAAUUUAUGCCUUUGAAGGACGCUGAACUUACCGAGUGGAUGAACGACCCCGAACAAUGGGUUAACGACGAGGAUAGUGUUAAUGAACAAUGGGUCUUCGAAAUACGGCCUUGUAGCGAGCGUGUACUGAUGGCGUUAUCCGUCGCAUUUCCUGACACUGUUGCAACACUACUUCUCAACCUUUACAACAGCUUCGGCACAAUACCCGCUAAUGACCUGCAACAAGUCAUUCAAAAAGAAGCACUAUAUUGUGCUAUUGGGCGUUGUGCCCCAAAGCUCAAGACCAUACUUCCAUUCCAGCAAUGGAUGCAGACCACAUUGGCAGCUGAGGCUCAAAGCACUAACUCUGUUUAUCCAAUCAUCAAACGCCGCAUCGCAUGGCUUCUCGGCAAACUUGUGAUCGCUGAUUCAUGUAUUGCCGUCACUGAUCCGUUGUUGUGGCAAAUUCUCGUCCAUCUGAUCCGAGAUCGGGGACCCGGAUCAGAUGCUGUUGUUCGUCUCUCUGCUGCGAUAGCGCUAAGGGAGUGCAUUGACACUCUCGAAUUUAACAUCGAAGUGUUUGCUCCUUUCCUCCCAGACGUUGUGUCCGAACUGGUUAAGUUAUUGGGCGAGGUCGACACCUUCGAGAUGAAACGUCGAGUGGACUACACAUUGAAUGUCGUCAUCGAACAAGCGGGCGAGCGAAUUUCGGACCUGGUACCCAUCAUAGCGGAUCCAAUCCCUAGAUUCUGGCUGGACGCCUCAGAGAAUUUUGCCUUCAAGUCUACAUUACUCGAGACUGUUACCAAACUCGUUGAAGCCACCAAACAACGAUCAACAAGUCUGCAUGGCUUGGUGGUGCCACUCGUGCGAGAAGGACUAAUGCCAGAGGUCGCUUCUCAUCUGGAUGAAGAUGCUCUUACUCUUUGGCUGGCGGCUUUGCGCCAUACAACCACUCUCCAGAACACGACCGGUGUCGGUCUGGUUGAAUUAUAUCCUAAGGCAGUCGCGCUCCUCGCCACAAACUUGGAUCUGCUUGGCAAAGCGACAGAUAUCAUCGUUGCUCAUUUAUUGGUUGAUGCUUCCACCAUUCUCCAGACGUCUGCUGUGGAUUUAUUCCGCGCUUUUGUCAACGCGCUUUCGAGCGCUGCAGUUGAAAGAAACAUCAAAGACAUGAUUUUGGCACUUAAUUUACUCGUUCAACUUGCUCCUUCGGCUCUGUGGGGUGAACCAAUGCACACCUCGGGUUUGUUUUCUGUACUUCUGAAGACGAUUGUGGAGGGCGAGACGAAGGCUCAGGCCCAAAUUCUCAUGGAGCACAUCCUAUUAAUGUCUCGCAUCGUGAUGGCAGACCCACAAAUGUUUUUACAGCUGAUGGCUGCAACUGCAACCCCUAAUAUGAGCGAAAACAAAUUAUACGAACUCCUCCUAGACCAAUGGUGGGGCACGUGGGACAAUAUGUCGGAAGCCAGACAUCGCAAGCUCUCGGCGAUGGGUAUGGCAGCCCUGGUUUCAACUGCAAGGCCAGAUGUCCUGGAAAGACUACAUGGCGAUAUAUUCAAUAUGUGGACCGAUGUUCUGCUUGAACUGAAAGAAGCCAUGCAAGCGGCUGCUUCCGAUGACGGAGAAUAUCAAGUUUCCCUUCACCGGCAUUGGGAUCUGGACGAGGCGCCUUCUGACUACUACCAAGAUACGGAAGGUACUCUCGAGUACGAACGUCGCAAAGCUUUAUACGACCAUGACCCUGUUCGGACGGUCAAACUAACUGCAUAUAUCGCUGAGAAGUUGAAUGCGGCCCAGACUCAAUGCGGGCCUCAAGCAUUCCAAAUCAACUACCUAUCCAAAGCGGAUCCAGCAGUGCUGGCCCAAAUCCAGAACGAGCUCGCUCAUUGA
Molecule: messenger RNA, 3114 nt
Organism: Mycena indigotica
Lineage: Eukaryota; Fungi; Basidiomycota; Agaricomycetes; Agaricales; Mycenaceae
Product: Importin N-terminal domain-containing protein
Exons: 20
Coding region: 10-3114 (1034 amino acids)
Biological process (GO): protein import into nucleus
Cellular component (GO): nuclear envelope; cytosol
Molecular function (GO): small GTPase binding
Source: RefSeq, a predicted model, not a curated record